UACGUCUACUUCAGAAUGGGCGUCAAACAGGCGGAGAUGGUGAAGUCCAGGCUGUUCCGUUUCCCUCUGGACGAGGUGCGCCGUCGACACUGUUUUCUGGAGCGCAGGGGCCUGUAUCAAACCCCGGACAAGAAAGGACAGACGACCAUCAUCAACCCCAAACUGGACAGCAUCCUCCAUGUUGACGAGAACUCCUUCAUCACAGAUGUUGCAAAUGCGUCAGCAGAGGAGUACGAUGUGUUUAAGAGACUGGUGGCCAGAGAAUGGCAGGAAGAGGAGCACGGCAGCAUUGAAGCUGAUAGUGAUGAUGAUGAAGAAGAGGAGGAUGAUGAGGAGGACGAGACUGAGAGGAGAGAUGGGUACCUGAAGAGAAGGAAAAAGAAAUGAAAUGGCACUGUUAGAGGUACUGAGGGAACUUAUUUAAAAGGGGAAUUACAUGAUUAGAGAAACUGAUGGUGAUAAAUGAAGCAAUGAAAUGUUUCCUUUUGUCUGAGCUCAGGUUUGUCAUGAAGUGCUAUAGAAAAUUCUUAUCUAAAACACACAGAGGAAACCGUGUCGCGCUCAUUGUUCCUGAGCUUGUUCUCUUUUGUGUCCAUGAUGGUAACAGAUUGGACUGAGUGAGCCUUUUGAUGUUGAUUUCUGUGUUAAUCUAAGUGGCCACGUCAAGGCGUGAGAUGAGGUGACAUCAGUGUGAGGUUUGGGUGAUAAAUGAGGACAAUAUAUGAUUUUAAACUGUCAGGUUUGAACGUGGUGAACAUUUUCUCCCUUAUAUUCUUUCCAUAGUCAAAAAAGCUUUUGACUUUCAUUAUAGUUUUCACAAGUUAAAGGAGCAGUUCACCCCAAAAUAUUUUUUUCUCCUCUUACCUUUAGUGCUAUUUAUCAGUCUUGACUAGUUUGGUGUGAGUUGACUGUUGACUGUUGGAG
This is a messenger RNA of Plectropomus leopardus (leopard coralgrouper), 924 nucleotides long. NCBI's taxonomy places the organism in Eukaryota, Metazoa, Chordata, Actinopteri, Perciformes, Serranidae. The record is from RefSeq and is a predicted model, not a curated record.